Pseudophryne corroboree (corroboree frog) is the source of this 2769-nucleotide messenger RNA. RefSeq names its product tetraspanin 13 (gene TSPAN13). The transcript is spliced from 6 exons. Lineage: Eukaryota; Metazoa; Chordata; Amphibia; Anura; Myobatrachidae. Gene Ontology annotation, cellular component: plasma membrane. The record is from RefSeq and is a predicted model, not a curated record. The coding region runs from base 149 to 763 and encodes 204 amino acids.
ACCCCCUACCAUUAUUCUCCACCUAAGGCGAGAGGUGGGGACUGGGAGACACUGGUCACAGCUGUCGCAUGAUCCCAGAGCCUCAUACAUUUCCCUGCUGCCAGGAACAGGACUCCGCAGCAGCAGAGGGAGACUGAAAGCUGCCAACAUGGUGUGUGGAGGCUUCACCUGCUCCAAGAACUCCCUGUGCGUCCUGAACCUGCUGUAUAUUAUGGUCAGUCUCCUGCUGAUUGGGGUCGCAGCUUGGGGAAUCGGAUUCGGUCUAAUUUCCAGUCUCCGCGUGGUUGGUGUUGCAGUUGCCGUGGGGAUCCUGUUGUUCCUGAUCGCCCUCGUUGGUCUAAUUGGAGCAAUUAGGCACCAUCAGGUGUUGCUGUUCUUUUAUAUGAUAAUCCUGUUUAUGGUGUUUGUUGUCCAGUUCUCUGUGUCCUGCGCCUCCCUGGCAUUGAACAAAGAGCAGCAGAAUGAGCUCCUGGAAGUUGGGUGGAACCACACGGCAACCGCAAGGUCGGACAUUGAGAAAAACUUCAACUGCUGCGGGUUCCUGGUCUUUGAUAAGAAUGAACCAUGUGAUGCGGUUUGUUAUGGGUCUCCUACUCCUUGUAAGACGUGUGGAUCCAUCAUAGAGGACCAUGCAGAGGAGGUGCUGAAGGUAGUGGGCGGAAUUGGAUUCUUCUUCAGUUUCACUGAGAUACUUGGCGUCUGGUUGACUUACAGAUACAGAAACCAGAAGGACCCGCGGGCCAACCCAAGUGCGUUUCUUUGAUAGAAAACCAUUUUCUGAGACUGUUAUCUCUUCGUUGACCUACUGACCCCUCUGCGGCUGUCCUGAUUGCUGUGGUUGAUUUGUUUGAAGAACACAACUUCAACUAAUAAGACUUUUUUUUCUCUUUCUCUCUUAAAAGGGACAUAAGGAAGCACCACUAUUCAAGUUGAAAGUGUGGACUAGAGCGUAACAAUGUAAUAAGUAAAGUAAAAUAAUAAUGAAAAUCCAAUUAAGCCUCUGUAACCAAAUGACUACUAAAAUGUGGCUAAAUAGGACACCAAAUCACGUAUUAUACGUCCAUAGAUUUUAGAUGUCCCCUAAGUAUCAUAUGGUUUAUAUGCUCCUGAUAGUCCUGUAGGUCUUGGGGUGAGUCCCAAUGUCCAGCUGACUGAAUUGGCCGGUAAGUGGCACUAAGGGUGGGUGGGUGUAUAAAUGUUCAACAGCUGCUGUUUAUGAAUCUAGCGACUGUUAUACAUUUCGUUCAUUGGUAUAUUCUUAUUUCAUAAUGUAUCACUGUAAGGCUUAUUUAAUGAACAUUUUUGCUCGACGUCAAGUCCAGUAUUUGCUCAGCGACUGAUGUUUGCUUUAUACUGUCGUUUGGGUUGUUGCAGAAACACGGAGUGCACUUGGCAUUCCGGUUCUAUCACUCCUCCUUUUUCUAUCUUUUUUUUUUUUUUUUCUUUUUUCUUUUCAUACCUUUUGUUUACUCAAAUGGAGCUCCCUCUAUCACACUGCGCUGUAUUACUGCCUGAAGAUUAUAUGAUCAGAGACUUCUGCUGGGACUACUGGUGUUCGUGACUUCAGCGGCAGGAACCGGUUCCAUGGUACUCCCUUACGGUUUCAUUACAUUUCAUUUUACGGACGCAUCGUGCAUAAAUUAACAAAAGAAUGCGAUCCACAUGCGCUGUGUAUUACAGUGACUGGGACCACUGCUCCUGCACAUGGUGGUGUGAUACUGCAGAUAUGGGAACAGCUAAUCCUGUGAACGUUGUGGCACUUUGCACAACACUCAUUAAACAAAUCACGUCGCAUAGAUCCUCAACAUCUGCAGCCAACUUUUUAAAAUUGAAUAGGGGUGCUAUUGUUAAUCCUUUCCUCCCAUGAGACUGGAAUUAUUUAGGCGGUGGCAACACAUAUUGGGCCGUUCCAGCAGCCCAUAGCCACACCUACUAUAAACCUAGGACCACCCACUUUUGCAAACCCUGACCUUCUUUUUUUUUUUUCCCUCAAUAAUCAUUAGCCCCUGUGUCUUAGGGUGGACCAGCCCGUUGAGGGCACAGCGAGGGGAGCAAAAGUUAUUUUGCUUAACACAGACACUUUCCAACAGGACUACAUGUCCACCCAACCAAAUUGCUAUUACCGGGCUCGCAGUAUAGGGUCAACAUUCAUGUUUAUAUACUUUAUACCCUGAGUUUAAAAAAAAUCUGUAGAGAAAAAUAAUACUUGAAAACAAAUACUGCUACUUUGGAAGCGUGUGUCCUCACCGGUACCAGAUCUGUGUCUGUGGUAGGUUUUCCGAAACUCGGAAACUAGAAUAAUAUGUAUUUUUUUUUUAAUGUUCAUUUGUUUUCAAUGGAUUGUAACAACAAAACCUGCAGCAACUUUUAGGGCUUGCACCCACAGACAAUCCCCCGUGGGCUGUGCUUUGUUCUUUUUCCUUGGCAGUCAAUGGCACCUAAGGGAGGGCUAUGGGGCAGUACCCCAAUGCACACAGACAUUUGGAGAAGGGGGGGCGCACAAUGCCUUCAGUGAACAGUUACUGUUAAUCUUCACUACUGCUAACUCCGGCCGCCUUCUGUAGUCAUCGGCAAGAUUUUAUAUGGUUAAAUAUUGAUUUAUGUUGUUUUUUUGUUUAUUUCAAUGUAUUUCAGUUCUGGAACUUAUUACUGGGGCUUUUCUGUCCUGUCUUAAUGCUGUGAAUACAGGUUGUUUUGUUCAGAUACAGAAUUGAUCUCAAUUUGCACUGGAGUAAUGAUUGAUAAAUAUAAAAACCCUGGAAGAACCAA